CCUUCCCCCCUCCCCUCCCUGCCCCCGCCCCUCUCAAGAAACCGAGCAGGAGGUUAAGUUUUGGGUUGUCAAGUGUCACAGUACUUUGAAAAAGCCAGCCAUUGCCUAUUUUCACUUUUGUUGAAAAAUGAAUUUAGUUGGGCCUGACAGAAUGUGUUGAUGAAAACAGCUGGACACUUGAACGGUUGAGUGCAGUUAUCGUCCAAGUCCAGUUUGACGUGCUAGUUAGGCUAGUCGGCUGGUAAUAGCAGUCAGAUUCUUAGUAGACCAGUAGCAACGGCGCUACGGCUUCAAGUCUUUGCAAAAAGUAGAAUUCUUAGCUACCACGAUGGAGCCCUAUGAUGCUAUUGUGAAUCAGCCGGUGGUCAUUGACAAUGGAUCUGGAGUCAUCAAAGCGGGAUUCGCUGGUGACCAAGUUCCUAAAUGCUGCUUCCCGAAUUACAUUGGAAGGCCUAAACAUGUACGUGUCAUGGCUGGCGCCCUAGAAGGUGAUUUGUUUGUGGGCCCCAAGGCGGAAGAACAUCGUGGUCUGCUUAGCAUUCGUUACCCUAUGGAACACGGCAUUGUCACUGACUGGAAUGAUAUGGAACGCAUCUGGCAGUACAUUUACAGUAAUGAUCAACUUCAGGCAUUUGCUGAGGAGCACCCUGUUCUUCUGACGGAAGCUCCUUUAAAUCCGAAGAAAGACAGAGAAAAGGCUGCAGAAAUAUUCUUUGAAUCUCUCAAUGUUCCUGCUCUGUUUGUGUCCAUGCAAGCUGUCUUGAGCUUGUAUGCCACUGGACGUACAACAGGUGUCGUUCUGGAUGCUGGUGAUGGGGUCACCCAUGCUGUGCCCAUUUAUGAGGGUUUUGCCAUGCCCCACAGUAUCAUGAGAGUCGAUGUUGCCGGCAGGGAUGUCACUAGGCACUUGAGGCUUUUAUUACGGAAGGAAGGAGUUAACUUCCGAACUACUGCUGAAUUUGAAACAGUCCGUACAAUUAAAGAAAAGUGUUGUUUCCUGGCAAAUCAGCCUUUGAAAGAGGAAACUAUGGAUUCAGAGAAAUUCCAAUUCACCCUUCCUGAUGGUAGCAAACUUGAGAUUGGCUCUGCGCGUUUCCGUGCUCCAGAAGUUUUGUUCAGACCAGACUUGAUAGGAGAGGAAUGUGAGGGACUUCAUGAAGUCUUACUGUUUUCAAUCACAAAGUCUGAUCUAGAUCUUAGGAAAGUUCUUUUCCAAAAUAUUGUCUUAUCUGGAGGUUCUACUUUAUACAAGGGCUUUGGAGAUCGCCUUCUAUCAGAAAUCAAAAAGCUUGCUCCCAAAGAUGUAAAAAUCAGGAUAUCUGCACCUCAAGAACGUCUUUACUCCACAUGGAUUGGUGGAUCAAUUCUGGCAUCCUUGGACACAUUCAAACGGAUGUGGGUGUCCAAGAGAGAAUUUGAUGAAGAGGGACACAGAGCAAUUCAAAGAAAAACAUUCUAGAUAACUUAGAUGGCAUUCAAUAGGAAUGAUUAUUUUAAGUACAGUUCAUUUUGUGAUUGGCUUUGCUUUCCUGGGGUUUGGAUAUCGCAGUUGAUACAAUGAGUAAUUUAUUUUUGAAGGCUGUGACCAGCUCGACCCUAACUUACAAUAUUUAUGUCUAUCAAUUGUGACUGAAAUUUUUAUUUGAAUGUUUCCAACUACCAUCAUGUUAUUUGAUAUUAUGAUAUAUUUUGUCUCGGAAGUUUUGCUAUUGAUUGUGUGUGUCGUGCAUUAUCACAUUCUUUUUAUAAUUUCUCGUUGGUGCUUGUGGUUUUCCUUGACUGUCCAGGUAAAGGAUUGUGCAGUUAGUUGUGAAAAAUUUGUACCUCCCGUGAUUUACAUUGUUUGUUAAUUAUUUUGCAAUGCAUAGUUCUGUAUUAAUUAUGAUUAUGAGAUUUUAAAAAAUACUAAUGUAGAUAUGAUAUCUUGUAAUGCGUCUAAUUUGUCUCUCUUGUUCAUUAAUGAACUGGCUCGACAAAUGAAAUUUGUGUUUCCAAAAAAGAGUAGUUUUUAUUCUUUGUUUAUCUAUUGCUUAUUGCAUUUUUGUGCAGGCCAUGGCACUUGAAUACAUUUUGUCAUACUUCGGGA
Molecule: messenger RNA, 2086 nt
Organism: Thrips palmi
Lineage: Eukaryota; Metazoa; Arthropoda; Insecta; Thysanoptera; Thripidae
Gene: Arp1
Product: beta-centractin
Exons: 9
Coding region: 329-1459 (376 amino acids)
Source: RefSeq, a predicted model, not a curated record